AUGGAUCCUCAACUAGAGAUCUUUGUCAAGGCGCUGUCUCGCCUCUUAGGAUGGAUCUACAUGCUUUGUUGGUCUGCCUCGUUCUACCCCCAGCCCAUCUAUAAUUACCAGCGCGGUUCCACGUCGGGGUUAGCCAUCGACUUCCCCACUAUCAACUUCUUGGGAUUUUCAUAUUAUGCGAUCUACACGUCCGCUUUUCUGUACUCCCCCGUCAUCCGUCAGCAAUAUGCAGCGCGUUUUCCCAACUCCGGCGAGCCGACCGUCCGCUUCAAUGACUUGGCAUUUGCGGCGCACGCGGUGUUGUUGAGCGCGAUCGUCUACUCGCAGUUUUGGCCCAGUAUUUGGGGGUUGCGCGUAUUGCGCACCCAACGAAUCAGCAAAACUAUGUUGGGUUUGUUUUGGGGUUCCGUUAUGGCGCCCCUGGUCAUUGUUUGGAUGGUGGUGGCACGCAGCCCGGACGGCGGUCGUGAUCCUGCGUCAUGGGCGUGGAUUGACGUAAUUUAUGCAUUGUCGUAUGUCAAGCUCCUGAUCACGGUGGUGAAAUAUGUGCCCCAAGCCUGGGUGAAUUACAAGCGCCAGUCGACCGUGGGCUGGAGUAUCAUCCCCAUUCUUCUCGACUUGAGCGGGGGGGUUCUGUCGCUGGUGCAACUAGUCCUCGAUUCGAGUCUCCAGAGCGACUGGAGCGGAAUCACGGGCAACCCGGUCAAGUUCCUGCUGGGCAACAUCACCAUUGUCUCAGACACGGUUUUUAUUGUCCAGCAUUACUGGUUAUACCGAGAUGCGCCGAAGGACACGAAGGAUGCGGAGGAUCGGGAUCGGGGCGACCAAAGGCCGUUGUUGUCUGAUGAGCCUGACGAGGCUCCCCGAGCCACGCGAGUUCUAGUUUAA
This is a messenger RNA of Penicillium riverlandense, 888 nucleotides long. RefSeq names its product putative L-cystine transporter. Lineage: Eukaryota; Fungi; Ascomycota; Eurotiomycetes; Eurotiales; Aspergillaceae. The record is from RefSeq and is a predicted model, not a curated record. Bases 1 to 888 code for a protein of 295 amino acids. Gene Ontology annotation, cellular component: vacuolar membrane; fungal-type vacuole. The transcript has 4 exons. Gene Ontology annotation, molecular function: L-cystine transmembrane transporter activity. Gene Ontology annotation, biological process: L-cystine transport.